UACGAUUUUUAUAAUAAAAAUAGACAAAUGAACAUUUUCCUAUUUAAUAUUCUCAUUGAAGUGAUAUUUAUUAAAAUGAAUUCAAUUGUAAUUAAAUUUUUUUUAACUUCAUCAUUUAUUUUCAGUUUGAAUGCUAUGUUUAAUCUAACCCUAUUCGGUAAAGAUCCUUUUUCAGAAAAUUUACACAAUGUUAAUAAAACCAUCACUUUCAUCGGUCUUAACAGAACCGAUAUAAUAUUGUUUACAAAAGAUUUUUUUCAUUAUCUUAUUAAACUCAACGAAUUCGACACAAACCAUGAUUGUUUUAAUUUUACUAAUUCAUCAUUUGAAAUUCAAAAUAAUUUUCCUUCAUUAACCACUGAUUACCGAUUCCAUCUUAUCAAGCAACAUAAAACUUAUGCAUUUACAAUAAUUGAUUCUUAUGAUGAAUGGCUUUGUGUGGUUCCGGAUAAUCCUGGAAAUGAAAUGCCUGGACUUAAUUAUGCUAUUAAAUCUGAUCGUUUAUUAAUAGGCUGGAAAUUCAAUACCUAUAAUAAUGAGAUAAUUAUAUCAUCAAUUAAACCAUGUUAUUUUUAUUCAAUUCGUCGUUUUUCAUUACCUAAUGAACAAUAUUUGAUUCAAAUGGCCCCAUUCGCAUGUGAUAGUGGAUUCGUUGCUAAUAGUACCGAACGUAUUAUUAUAAAAGAUUUUCAAAAUUUCUGCUUUGACAAUGAUGAACAUCAAGAAAUUUCACUUAGAAAGGAACCAUGUAAUGAUCCUGUCCAAUUUGAUAUAAUCUAUGGGCUUAAUGUGGGAGGAAAAUUUUAUCUAUUUAGUAAUACAUAUGUUUAUUCAUUUGAUGAAACUGUAUUAUCUGAUUCAAACGAUAUACAGCAAAAAUCAGUAAUGUUUAAAAAUCAAACAUAUUCAUCUUUUUUCAAAUGUGAAGUAAUAACGACAAUUCCACCGGUUACGAUUGAACCUCAUAAUAACUUAAUCUAUUGGAUUAUAGCAGUUAUCAUAUUUCUUUUGAUUAUUUUUACAUGCGUUUUAUGUUGUAUUAUGUAUCUUAAACGGAAAAUUGAUAAUUCAAAUCAAAUUCUAACACGAAGCCGUUAUAUUCAAUCUAAAAUAUCUGUAAAAACUAUUGAUGAACAAUCAAUUACUGCCGUUUCAUCUUCAAGUAAGAAAAAAAUCAAAAGCCAAUUGGCCAGGGUUGAAAAAAGUGAUUCUACUUUAAAACCUAAAGGCUCAUUUAUAAGGAAUAGAUCAAAAUCGAUUGCUGUGUGCACAAAAUUGGCCAAAUCUCAAUCACAAAUACUCAAAACAAAAUCCGAAAUUCCAAAAGAAAUGGUCCCAUAAUUUUCA
Messenger RNA from Dermatophagoides pteronyssinus (European house dust mite), 1347 nucleotides. RefSeq lists its product as uncharacterized. NCBI's taxonomy places the organism in Eukaryota, Metazoa, Arthropoda, Arachnida, Sarcoptiformes, Pyroglyphidae. The record is from RefSeq and is a predicted model, not a curated record.